Molecule: messenger RNA, 966 nt
Organism: Aspergillus alliaceus
Lineage: Eukaryota; Fungi; Ascomycota; Eurotiomycetes; Eurotiales; Aspergillaceae
Exons: 2
Coding region: 1-966 (321 amino acids)
Source: RefSeq, a predicted model, not a curated record
AUGAUCUCGUCCACCUUUGCCCCUACCUUGACUCGCAGAGAUACCGGUAAAUCGAGUAUAGGCCAUGAGACUACAGUCGGAUCUCUCCCUCCACCGCUAACUAGUGGAGGUGGAUCAUUCGGGCCCCAGAGUGCCGCGGCAAUCUACCAACAUAUUCACGAUAUGGCUACGAAGCGAAUAUCUACGUUAGAUUACCUAAGAAAGGCGCACGAAGGCCGCAUUUAUUGGUUUAACACUGUGCACUUCUCUCGAGCUGACAUCGGCCGAAUUCCUUACUUCGAAGCCCGAAAGCUCUCCCGCCGCGCGAUCAAUUAUCUUCUACUGGGUUUAUCGCUUCCACCAAUCUUAGACGUCAGCUCAACCCCUGUAGAAUAUCUUCGGGCUCUUAAUGCUCUUUUGAUUGAAUUUGAAGCGUACCAGCAAGUGCACCCACCUGAUGGAAGCUCGUCGUCAACACUAGCCAGAGCACGGAUACCGCAAAUGUUAAAAAGGGCAGCACAUGCAGGAACGAAGACGAGAAGGGCUAGUUCUGCUACGGAAAUCGGUUUACCCAUGCAAUCAAGCGACCCUUCCGAGCUGAAGGCCAUGACAGGAAAUAUUGCCUCCUCUGCUUCAGCAGCUGCCGCAGCCAUCUCUUUCCCUCACACUGAAGCGUCAGAGCUUCUCCCUGGUGAGGAGUAUUCUUAUCUCCUCACCCCAUCCUUACCAUUUGAACCAGAUUAUUUCGAAACGUUCGUAACUUUGUGCGAUGUGUUAAUAGACUGCUAUACUCGACUUACAUCUUUGGUUUCGACCCCCUCGGCUUGCACCGUUGCACUGGGUGAAAUGUUUUCCAAGGCCGAUGCUAAGCUUCGGAAAAUCAUGGUAGCAGGAGUUGUACGUGAGUUUGAGGACGCAAGCAGAAUGAACGCUAAAAAUGAAGUGUCUGGGGUCAGCCGUGUUGUCCUCGGGGGUCUGCUAGGCUAA